CUGUCAUAUUAGCGUUUAGGUUAGCUGUAGCUUGUUAAUGAACUUUAGACUGACUUUACAUCAAAGGGGAAAGUCUUCACAUCUACGCCUCCAUGUCUACAGGCAUCUCCUUGUGUUUUUAAAAAGGAAUAGAGCUACAUCAGAGCCGCUGCUUGUUGCUCAUUGAUGGGGACUUAGCCUGUAGCUAAUGUUAGCUACUAAACAUCAACAGGAAGUAACGGACUAGAUAUUUUUCAUUUUUCUAAUGUCUUGCACUUUGAGCUCUCCAGGCAUGAACUGUACCUUGGAGAAGGUCCUGGCAGACGCCAAAUCAUUAGUGGAAAGGCUUCGGAACCAUGACAACGCUGCAGAGAUUUUAAUUGAACAGACAACAUCCCUCAACAAGCGAGUGGAUGCCAUGAAGCAGUACCAGGAGGAGAUUGACUCAUUGAACCAGGUUGCACGACAUCGGCCUCGUUCCAGUCUAGUCCUGGGAAUCCAACAGGAAAACCGUCAGAUCAGAGAGCUCCAGCAGGAAAACAAAGAGCUACGGACGUCGUUGGAGGAACACCAGUCUGCGUUAGAGCUCAUCAUGACCAAAUACAGGGAGCAGGUGUUCAGGCUUCUCAUGGCCAGCAAGAGGGACGACCCCGCCAUCGUAACCCAGCUGAAGGAGCAGCACACCACGGAAAUGCAAGCACACAUAGACAAGAUCAAUGAGAUGGCUUCUGUGAUGAGGAAGGCAAUAGAGGUGGACGAAGGGCGUGUAUGUGAAGAUGAAGAGAGGAUUAAACAACUAGAGCUGGAGAACAGUGGACUCAGAGAGCUGCUGGGAAUCAGUCGUGAAGCGUUCCUGGUUCUGAAGAGAGAAGAAGCAUCAGAGAGCACGUCACUGUCGCCGCUGCUCACCAGCACCGACGUCAGCUUACGAAAGAGUUAGAGCCCAGACUGACUGCCCUCCCCACCCCCUCCCCUCAACUACUGCCACUACUGUGUACAGUGUGUACAGUCUGUUGCCACACACCACCUCACCUCUCACCCCACAGACUCUUCUAACCAUCUGCCCCCUUCUCCUGGUGCAUUUUCAGCAUGAUGGUCCAGAGCUGCAUCCCUGUCUGGUGAUUCAGACACAAGCAGUGUGCACACACAUUUUUCUCUCUUUUUUUUUUUUUUGUUGGUACUUCUGUUAUGUUUGCUAAUUUUUGCCAGCAUGCAUGAGCCUGUGGUGCCUGCAAGGUUUUAAAGUGUGAAUGAGUAAAAGAAGGGCUUGAGUUAAAAUAAAUCUGUAAACAUGAAAUAGUC
Molecule: messenger RNA, 1281 nt
Organism: Thunnus maccoyii (southern bluefin tuna)
Lineage: Eukaryota; Metazoa; Chordata; Actinopteri; Scombriformes; Scombridae
Gene: fgfr1op2
Product: FGFR1 oncogene partner 2
Exons: 6
Coding region: 245-919 (224 amino acids)
Biological process (GO): response to wounding
Source: RefSeq, a predicted model, not a curated record